AUGUCACUGGUUAAGCUGCCGUACGAGAUGGUCAGCUAUGUGCUGGACGAGCUCGAUCUAGACGAUGUUUGGCAACUGAGUCUCACCUGCAGGCAUCUGAGGUCUCUAGUGACAGAAUCGAACAUAGCAAAACGACUGCUUGAGAGCAAAGCACCGGCAGCGACAGAGACUCAAAACGCCCGCGUUACCAAAAACUAUGCCCACGAACUUCGACGCUUGCUGAAGCGCCGCCAGUCCAUCUCUUCGGUCACCCCCUACUUGGCUGCUGUCGUUGGCUUCGGCGAGGACUGGAUAUACCGAAAUGGCGUGCUCUGUUAUAUCCGACAGGGCCAACUUCGAAUAUUGAACCUCCAUGGAUCUGCAGCCGACGAAGUCGUUGUCAACAUUCGACUCCUUCUUGAUGAAGCAAUCCCCGACUCUCGCAAGAUACGCAAUUAUCGCCUUCGGCCUCUCAACGUUUCGCAUAACAUUGUCUCCUGUUUAUACUACCAUAAGACCCCCCAUGCAAAUGGAAAUAAUUCUGCUUCGUUCCCUGUGGGUUCGCUCGUUGUCUUCAGUGCUCAGGCCCACAAAAUCCUCACUGUGGAACAUCUAGUGGAUCUCGAACCUAACAGGGUCGUGGUACGAAACAAUGACGAGGCCCUAUUUCUCAUCAGAAGACCUCGCUUACAUGGAGGACGAGUAGUAUUGUGGAAGGCUUACAACAUUCCAGCCAACAGAUGGCACCGCCAUACUCAUUUUCGCUGGUAUCCCUUCAACUUUCAGCCAUUUGAGAUAGGCAUCACCCAGUGCUUUGAAAUAUUCAACGAUCACAUUUACUCGCUUUCGAAUUACAGCGAGCUCGAAGAGGAGGAAGCCGAUUGGGUUUCGCCUUAUCAUUGCCUAAGAAUUCCUUUGUCUUUCAAUGGUAUGUCCAAACUCAAACCCGACGGGCUGUUGCGGAGAAAUCAUUUGGACGGGCCAAUGGACCACAGGUGGACGUUUAUGAAAAUGUUCAAAGAUGAAGCAACGGGUGAGAUCAAGGUCGUGGAGUCGCGAAAAGAAUGGAUCAAAGGGAGCUCAUCCACGACACGUACUUACUAUACUACUACGAUCAAAUGGCCUAGCGAGAAUGACAGUCCCUCAAUAUCCGACUCCAAGGAAGGUGGCCUCGAUGGAAGCAAUACCAAUGGAAUCGACAUCAGUGGAAACAGCUCAAGCCCAGGUCACCAGGGUAGUUCAGGUAAUGACCCUGACCAAGGUAACGCUGAAGUUCACCCAGACAACAGCAGCCCAGAACCUGGCGACUCGGACUCGAAUCAUCAACGAGAUGACAGGCCACCUAGAAUCCUACCUCCCCGGGACCCUCGAGAUGUCCAUCCUGGAGAUGAUAGCUCUAAGGGACCGGUGUUUCUUCGCAACAAAUGCCCGAUUCUGUCAUAUCAUCCGUCUUGUCAAACGUUUCUUGACCUUGUGGACGACCCAUCACCCUCGAAUCCGGGCAAGCAGCGGAUGCGCGUCCGUGGGGGUACGCGACAUCUCCGAAGGCCGGAAGAAAUUGACGAUUGGAGCCGCUGUUCAAAGGUGAAAAACUCAUCAUCAGUUGCGGAGACACACUUCGAGGAGGUGUACAAAAUGUACAAACACGAAGAACCCAUUUCUUGGCCACCCAAUCAAGACCCCGAAUCACCCAACCCAGCUUUAGCCCAACUCUACGAAAUCCUCAGCACGCCGAACUACGCGGGCGAAGUCACUGGCGAUUGGGACGAGCGGUCGUUUGUGUACGCUACGAGUGCGUCUGGCGGCAGUAAGCAAAAGGCUCUUGUAUUCAUCUCCUUUGACCCGUCCAUUUCACUCGCGGGGACUUUGCCAUACCCAGGUCCCAUGGUGUUUGGUCGACCUCAAUCACUCGAUACAACCAGUUCGAAAGCUACUGCGAGUGACAACUCUACCGCUCAUCAGAACCAUGGCGAUGGAGUAAGAAAGGGCAGGCAGUUCGGAAGGGCAAGGCAAACUCCAAGGGGGAGGCAGACGGCAAAGAAGAGGCAGACGGAAAGGAACGCACCGACGGAGGCAACACAGGUGCAUGGCACCAAGACUGAUGCUUCCUGGUGCACCAUUGAACCAGCACAGUAUCAAACGAUCCGAAAGGGAUUUCAUUUCUGCGUCUGA
Neurospora hispaniola is the source of this 2151-nucleotide messenger RNA. RefSeq lists its product as uncharacterized. Bases 1 to 2151 code for a protein of 716 amino acids. Gene Ontology annotation, molecular function: protein binding. NCBI's taxonomy places the organism in Eukaryota, Fungi, Ascomycota, Sordariomycetes, Sordariales, Sordariaceae. The transcript is spliced from 2 exons. The record is from RefSeq and is a predicted model, not a curated record.